CAAGCUCGUAGGCAAAGAAACCAUUCACUGGCAUGUGGGCCAAGCUGUAUAGGGUCCCACAAGGCAGAGGCACGACGUAGGAGGCACCGACGUGGAGAGCGGAGGGCAGCCACAGCCAUCCCGUAUCCGGAGUGGCUGACGCAUACAAGAGGGGCCGUCCCGAUCGGACGGCUGGGGACGCAACCGCGGCCGAUAUAUACCAAGCCUCCGCGCUGCCUCUAUGGCCACCGCCGCCGCAUCCACCACCACCUCCGCCGCCGUGCUCGCCUUCAGGCUCCUCCGCCGCCUGCCGCGCCGCCUCAGCGUGUCCCGCGCGCCGCCCGCGGCACUCGCGUCGUCGUCGUCGUCGUCGUCGCGCAGACUACCGUCCCUCGCCCGCCACCCGCUCGGUCACCGCACCCGGAUGGGGCACACAGCCGCCGCUGCGGCCGCGGCCGCCGAACCCGCUCUCGGACUCACCAAGCCCAACGCCGUCGAGCCGCCUCAGGUCACCUUUUCCGCGAAAGACAUCGAAUUCUCCGAGUGGAAGGGCGAUAUUCUCGCUGUCGCCGUCACGGAGAAGGAUCUGUCCAAGGACGCGGACUCCAAAUUCGAGAAUGCCGUCUUGAAGAAGCUGGACGGCCAGCUCGGCGGCCUCCUGUCGGAGGCUGCGGCAGAGGAAGAUUUCACCGGGAAGACGGGGCAGUCGGUGGUCCUCCGCCUCGCGGGGCAGGGCUUCAAGAGGGUGGGCCUGAUCGGUCUUGGUCAGAGCGCCCCGUCCACCGCCGCCGCUAGCCGAGGCCUCGGCGAGUCUGUCGCGUCUGUUGCCAAGGCCGCUCAAGCUAGCAGCGCUGCAAUCGUUCUUGCCUCCCCCAGUGGGAUCCAGGAAGAGUUCAAGCUGACUGCUGCAGCAGCAGUUGCUUCUGGAACCGUGCUGGGGUUGUAUGAGGACAGCAGAUACAAAUCUGAAUCGAAAAAGGUGCACCUGAAACAGGUUGAUAUUAUUGGACUGGGUUCUGGUGCAGAGGUGGAUCAGAAACUUAAGUAUGCUAAUGAUCUUUCGUCGGGUGUGAUAUUCGGAAGAGAGCUUGUGAACUCUCCUGCAAAUGUCCUUACCCCUGCUGUGCUUGCGGAGGAGGCGUCAAAGAUCGCUUCUACUUACAGUGAUGUGUUCACUGCCACAGUACUAGAUGUAGAGAAAUGCAAAGAACUAAAGAUGGGUUCCUACUUGGGAGUUGCUGCAGCUUCUGCUAACCCUCCUCACUUCAUCCAUUUGUGCUACAAACCCACUGAUGGGAACGUCAAGAGAAAGCUGGCUAUUGUUGGGAAGGGUUUAACUUUUGACAGUGGUGGCUACAACAUUAAGACCGGGCCAGGCUGCAGCAUCGAGCUGAUGAAAUUUGACAUGGGAGGCUCUGCAGCUGUAUUUGGUGCAGCUAAAGCUUUGGGACAAAUCAAGCCUCCUGGAGUAGAGGUUCACUUUAUAGUCGCUGCCUGUGAAAAUAUGAUCAGUGGCACAGGCAUGAGACCUGGUGACAUUGUAACUGCUUCCAAUGGGAAGACAAUUGAGGUAAAUAACACUGACGCAGAAGGAAGGCUAACACUUGCUGAUGCUUUGGUCUAUGCUUGCAACCAAGGUGUUGAAAAGAUUAUUGAUUUGGCAACGCUGACCGGCGCUUGCGUUGUCGCACUCGGGCCUAGCAUUGCCGGAAUUUUCACGCCGAGCGACGAGCUUGCCAAGGAGGUUGCCGCUGCUUCCGAGGUAUCCGGCGAGAAGUUCUGGAGACUCCCGCUGGAAGAGAGCUACUGGGAGUCUAUGAAGUCUGGCGUGGCUGAUAUGGUCAACACUGGCGGCAGGCAGGGAGGUUCUAUUACCGCCGCGCUGUUCCUGAAACAGCGAUAGGACCAUUGGAGUGGUGAGAGAUUAAGAAUCCGCCACGAUAGUGAACACUUUGACAGGACAGACUUCCAGAGCAGUGGUAACGGCAUGAACGCCGCUUUUGUGUCCCUCCCUUGUUGCAGUUCGUCGACGACAAGGUCCAGUGGAUGCACAUCGACAUGGCCGGGCCAGUGUGGAGCGACAAGAAGCGGGCCGCCACCGGGUUCGGCGUUUCCACCCUGGUGGAGUGGGUUCUCAACAACUCGUCCUCGUCGUGAACAAAACCCAUACCUCCCCUCGUAUCACAAUGCCUUUCCAUGCGUUUUUAUUUUGUUCCUCCUCUUUUGUGCUACCAUUCCAUAGUUGCAAACUGCAGAGCGCCUCUUGGCAUGUGAUACCGUUGUGAUAGAAUAAUCAGCAUGGGUAGUGGUGUCGGGUCCUCCUUUCCCUGAAAGAAAGCAGCGGCGUGCUGGUCGCGGUCAAGCCAUGCCUGUCGCCUUCCGGCUGCCGCUGUGGGCAUUUGUAACGCGUCUCUGCCCAGUGAAAUAACGUUUGUUCCUUGUGUUUGUGCC
This is a messenger RNA of Zea mays, 2430 nucleotides long. RefSeq lists its product as uncharacterized. Gene Ontology annotation, molecular function: metalloaminopeptidase activity; manganese ion binding. Gene Ontology annotation, cellular component: cytoplasm. Gene Ontology annotation, biological process: proteolysis. The coding region runs from base 221 to 1882 and encodes 553 amino acids. Lineage: Eukaryota; Viridiplantae; Streptophyta; Magnoliopsida; Poales; Poaceae. The record is from RefSeq and is a predicted model, not a curated record. The transcript has 10 exons.